Messenger RNA from Salmo salar (Atlantic salmon), 6606 nucleotides. NCBI's taxonomy places the organism in Eukaryota, Metazoa, Chordata, Actinopteri, Salmoniformes, Salmonidae. The record is from RefSeq and is a predicted model, not a curated record.
UGGCAACAGUUUGGGGUAGGCCCUUUCCUGUUUCAGCAUGACAAUGCCCCCGUGCACAAAGCGAGGUCCCUACAGAAGUGGUUUGUAGAGAUCGGAGUGGAAGAACUUGACUGGCCUGCACAGAACCCUAACCUCAACUCCAUCGAACACCUUUGAUAUGAAUUGGAACGCCGACUGCGAGCCAGGCCUAAUCACCCAACAUCAGUGCCUGACCUCAUGAAUGGUCUUGGAAGCAAUACUGAUUGGAAGCAAGUGUCACAGGCGUCGAUGAAAGGUGACCAAAAUGCAGCGGGUGCUAAUGAUGGAUCCCUGACCACCACCACAUAUAUACGAGCAGCUGCACCAAGUUAACCUUACCACGCCCAUACAAACCUGGCAAUACAUUCCCCUUCAGCAAGGAGAGUGCAAAAAGUUCAUCAGUAAUACUGAGAUUGAGACAGAGGUCUGCCAAACACCUACCUGCUCCCCUCACCCAGCCAUCUAACCACAGAAUAUGAGCCUUUGGAAACUCAACUUACGCAUGGACUUUAGCACGUAAACCACCUUCACUAACCCACACGUUGACUUCAAGGACCUCUGUACCAGGGGCUGCUGGAAUUCCAAUAACCCAUAUCCAUAACUAUACGUGGAUUCUCCACCAAGCCACUGACCCAAAAUAGGGAGAGCCAUCACCAUCACAGACUCACCCUGAACAGUGGCUUUGAGUGGAGUUGGCAACCAUUUUGUUUUCUGAGAAGAGAUAAGACCUGCAGGGUGGGCUCGGCACCAUGAUUGACCUGAGUUACCUGACGGAGGAGGAGCAGGAGAUGAUCCUGUCCGUAUUAAAGAGGGACACAGAUCUGAAGAGGGCUGAGGAACAGCGUGUGAAGAAUCUACAAAAGCAAGAAUGUGACAAGGGCAAGCUGAAGUACCUGACUGGAGAGUGGUUCUAUGAGACAAAGUCAAGGCGUCACAGAGACAGGAUCCAUGGUUCUGACAUCAUCAAAGCAUCCAUAAGUCGGAGGAAACCUGUGACCAUAUUGGAGCUCUCCCAGAUGUGGGGAGAGAGGCCCAGCUUUGUGAACAGUGAGAACCAGGAUGUGUAUGUUCCUCCAGAACUCUCGGGCCUUUUAGAGGAGCCACCGGCUCAGCACAACAACUACUACAGGGACGACAGCUACAAUCUGCAGUCCCCCACAAAGCAAAGACAGAACCCAUUCAACAGCACACCACUUACACCUGAAACUUUGGAGGAAACAGACAGCCAGUUACCCAAUGAAGCAAUGGAGCAAACCAAGACACCUGACGGGGAGUUUCUACCACCAUCUGAGUUCUGCGUUGCUCAUCUAACUAACUUAAAAUCGAUCUGUUCCGAAAACAUCCAGAGUGCACCUCUGCGCAUGCCUGUCCCCAAAACAAGAACAAUCAUUAACAGAUCCCAGGACUCUCUCUUGGAGAGCCCAGCAGCCAGACAGGCCAGCAGCCAGACAGGCCAGCAGCCAGACAGCUCAGCAGCCAGACAGGCCAGCAGCCAGACAGGCCAGCAGCCAGACAGGCCAGCAGCCAGACAGGCCAGCUUUCUCGCCCCUAGGAGCAUCCUCAAACAAAGCAGCUCCACUGACUUUCUUCAGUUCCGAAACGUCUGCAGCCGCCAGCCAGAACCACAGUGUCCACAAACGCUGCACUCCAGCAACGGGGCCUUAGAGCCAUCUUCAGACACCUGGUCUGCUAAAGAGAGAGAGACCCUGGUCUGGAUAGACAGGAAACAGGUGAGAUUCGGCCUAGCAGUGAGCAGGAGCAGCGCGGAGUGGCCCACUGAGAUGCAGGAUGGAAAGGAGCUGGGCGAACACAGUCUCCUGGAUCUGGACUGUACAAACCCGCCAGAGGGAGAGGAGGAGACGGUGCAGUCAGACAGAAGUGGCAUCAACAGUGGGAUUGACCAGGGUGAUCACGGACCACUAAAUGAAGACAUUGAGGUUUUGACAGCUGUAGGUUCACCUUGCUGGCUCCAACAGCCCAUUCAUGAUACACAGAGACAGGUGGACAUAGGUGAGGGUCUGAGUUGCAGAGAGAAGCCAGAUAUAAGAUGCCUAGACACAGGCCCAGCCCAGGUCCCUGCUGAUCAACUUGAGCAUCAUCAUGCUGAGUCCCUUACCCUUCAGGUGUCCGACCUCCAUUGUGCUGAGCAAGAGACAGGUAAGCCCAUUCUCUUGGGGGCUGCGGCCCAGGAGAUCUCCCCCACCAAGAUAACAGAGGAGGACGGUCAAUCCAUGGCUAAGGUUCGAGACUGGUUCAGCUGGAACCUGGGAAGCAGUGACAAGCCACAGGCACAGCUCCCCCAACAACCCAGUGAUGAACCAGUGAUUCCUGUCGACAUCAUCACAGAUGAGAUGCCAAGUGAUGCUGCCUCUAAGAAGCCAUCUAGUCGUGUGUCUCCAAAGCCUCGGAGAGGGCUCCUAGGGAUAUUUAGUAGAUGGGAAGCAAGAGAAGAGAAAAUCCCUGAGCCGCAAAGCCCAGUUAAAGAGGAGGUGGUCCUCUGUGAACCGAAAGAGCUUGACAACGCCACCCUGAACUUCAUCAACUGCCAGUCCACUGUGAAUACUUAUUCUGACCAGCAGCAAGAUCUGCAUAAAUGUGCUACUGACAAACAGUCAGCUAAAAAUGAGAAGACACCAGAGGUUAGAGAACUAGUGCUUAAAAAAGAAAUAGACCAAACUCAACAGGAGCCACAGGGGAGUGCAUGUGGAGUAGAUACGUUACCAGAUAAACUAUCCAACUUGAAAUCAUUUUGUGAAAGAAAAAUUGGCCCUAAAAUACUGCUCAGUAAACUAAGCACUGAUACAAUGAUGUGUGAAGUACUUGUCAGUGCUGGGGAUACUUGUGACCAAAAAAUGCAUGAUUUUGGUAAAGAUUUUGCCAAGGCUGAGACUGUUGAAGCAUCAUCAUCUUUUCAAAAUAUUCAGCUUGACCUCGACACUAGUGGCAUGAGAAAGUCCAAUAUCUUUGGAGCAAUAAGCAAUGAUAGCAAUGACUCACAUAUGCUGAUUAACCAUCCCGUCUCCCAAAAGGUGGAAACCUCAGAGCAGUGUAACAUCAGUGCUGCUCUAUCAUAUGACGAAAAGUCCUCAUCUUCCGUUGAAAGCAACUACAUGUUAAAAACAUCAGGUGACAAUGAUACAUUCAGGGAUAAAUCCAUCCUUAUCUCUGAAGAUAAUUCCAGUUCAUCUGUGGGCUUGACAGUGCCUUCGCAGACAGUCCAGCUAGAUGAGAAGGUGAACAUUCCUUUACAUGUCUCUCCAUCCAGUCCCCGCACAAGCCGGCAGGGGCGUGUCCCAGUGCCCCUUGUUAGACGUUCCCUCAGUCAACAGGAAAGCAGGAAGGCCAAGAUCAAUAACCUCAAGUCCUUCUGGGAGAAAGAGAAUAGUGGACCAAAGGUCAUUGUUGGCAAAUCAAAGGAGGCUUUAGAUAGUCAAACCCAUCCAUUUUCAGAAACAUCUCCAGUCCACCACUCAAUUGCCACUUCUGAGUCUAGUCUAAGAACAAUUGAAACUGACCUAGGGAAGGGUGACUGUGACAAGCAAAGCUCUUCCUUAUACGGGGUUAAGGCCAGCGCCUCCGACUUGUCCAUGACUGAAAGAAUAGAAAAGGGUUUCAUCAAGCGGAGUUCAAACUCAUCACUACCGGGUAGUCACUGUAGUGUUGGCGAUGUUGAUUUCAUAAAUCAGCAAGAUUCAUGUAAGAUAGAAACAGGGCCAACCCUGUAUCAAGAAAGACCCUUAAGUCCUAAAACACCUCUGCCUAGAUCUGAAAUUCCAAAGUGGAAAGACAAAAGUGACGAUGAACUUAAGAGAAGUCCUUCAAAGACCUGUCAUCCUAAAGCCCUGCCCAGAGGUUCAUCCAGUUUCCAAGGAGCCAGGCGUGAUAGUUCUCCAUUUAAAUCCUUCUCCAUAGACAUUGCCUCACCCACAAGGGAGCAUCAGGAUGAUCCAGAGAGAGCAACACCAGUGGUUAAACAGAGAAAAGGACUCUCACAUGAAGCAAUGCAGUCAGGAUCAGAGUCCACCAAACAUACCCUAGGAAUCACGUCUACCUCUCCACAGUUUAGAUCCGAAGAGAAGGGGCAGGAUCGCCUGACCUUGCCACGUAGAGGCUCGGCACAGAGCUCACUAACUUCUAUGAUGUCCCCGCUAUCACCUACUAGGUCGCUCCCUUGCCCAGUCAGAAGGACCAGUUUAGGGAACCUAAGUGUACAGGAGGGCAGUCCUUACUGGUCCUCUAGGCCAAAUCAUGGGGACCCGCAUAUAAGAAGAGCCUUUGAAGCUGGCAAGAUUGGUCAACAGCCCAUCAAUAGGGAUCCUGGUGAAAGAAAGCUUUCGGGAGCAUCUGAAGUCUCUGAAACAUAUCUCCGCCUUGCAAGGUCUUUCAUUCCCCAGAGCAAUCAGCAUUAUUUGGGGCUCCCUGAGCGGACACACAUCCCUCAGUUUAUCUCAGAUAAAGUGGGGAAUGACCAUCUGAGUCCCACUGUCCCCACUCCAUUGCUCCUGAGCAUGAGAAGCAGUGAGGGGAGUCCAUCUUGGAUCAGUCCUAGGUCCAUGGAGAAUGUCGACAGUCACUUAUCCAGAGGAAGCAUGCCUGAGAUCUGGUCUCAAUCUCGGGCAAGUUCAAGCUGUCAUGGUGAGAACUCAAGCCCUAUCAGGUUAGAGUUGAAACAAAUGUCUUCAAGACCCUUAUCCAGAAGUCUGGAGGAUGUUUUAUCACCACCAAAACGAGAAGAGAGAAGUAUAAUUGACCAAAGACGUGAAAUGAAUCUAAAUGUGGAUGAUGUGCCUCCCUCCUCCCUCCUCCCCCUCCGUCUCCCUCCUCCCUCUCCCUCCUCCCUUUCAGUCCCGGAGCAGAUGAAGAAUAUGAGCAAGUCGGUGUCUGUUUUGCAGGAUGAGAAGGAUGGCAGAGACAGUGACAGCACCUCAGUGAAAAGUCUCAACUUCAGCUGGAAAAAGCGGAUGGGCAGUUCCCUCACUAACCUUAGCCUCUCCUCUGGCAUGGCGUCCAUGUCCUCUGUGAGCGGCAGUGUGGCAAGCAUCUACAGUGGAGUAGAUGGGGAUGUGGAAGUGAAGGGAACAAUCCGGUUUGCCAUGAAUUAUGUCCAGAAGCUCGGGGAGUUCCACAUCUUUAUUGUCCACUGCAGAGAUCUUGCCGUGGCAGAACCUAAGAAGAACCGAUCUGAUCCAUAUGUGAAAUGUUACCUCUUACCGGACAAAGCGAAGAUGGGAAAGAGAAAAACCAGUGUGAAAAAGAAGACCUUGAACCCCACUUACAAUGAGAUCCUUAGGUUUAAAGUUACCAUGGAGACCCUCAAGACUCAAGCACUUAAUGUCUCCGUGUGGCACAACGACAACUUUGGACGGAACAGCUUCCUUGGCGAGGUGGACUUGGAUUUGUCUGAAUGGGACUUUAGCAACACGCAGAUGAAUGAUUAUGCUUUGAAAGCAAGGAUCUCGACACAGUCUCUCAGUCCCUCUCACUCCCAAUCUAUUGACCAUAGAGGAGAGAUGAGAAUAGGAUUGCGUUUCCUGCCACAGAUCUCAUACAGUAAGAGGUCAUCCAAAACAGAGACGGGUGAGGUGCAGAUUUGGGUGAAAGACUGCAAGAACCUGCCUGCUAUCAGGGGUGCGAUCAUUGACCCCUUCGUGAAAUGCACUGUGCUUCCAGACACGAGCAGGAAAAGCCGACAGAAGACUCGGGUGGUGAAGAAGACGGCCAACCCCAUGUUCAAUCACACCAUGGUCUACGAUGGCUUUCGGCCAGACGACCUACGAGAGGCCUGCGUUGAAGUCACAGUGUGGGAUCAUGACCGGCUCACUAACCAUUUCAUUGGGGGCUUAAGGCUGGGCCUUGGAACAGGUAAAAGUUAUGGGUUAGAGGUGGAUUGGAUGGAUUCAACCUCUGAAGAAGCAAGUUUAUGGGAGAGAAUGAUGCAUUCUCACAAUGAAUGGGUUGAGGAUGUUAUACCCUUGAGAAUGUUGAUAAUGGCAAGAGAUUUAUCAAAAUAAGAUGGUGUGUGAAAAGUUGGAUGACAAAAUGAGAAGAAAGUUGCUCAUUGGGUGUAUAAGUUUGAUGAAAUGUAUAAGCGAUAAUGUAAUCAGUAAUAUAAUCUCUCACUUUUUUUAGGAGAAAGACCAUAUAGGCAAUUUGGAGUAUUGUGCUUGGUGCUUAGAUUCUUCUUAGAAUUACAUUACAAAUGUGUAUUUUAUUUUUUGAAAGAUUAACAUUUUACAUAAUCAUGCUUGUUGUCAUACUGAUCAAAUACCUACUCAGAAAUUGUUAAGAUAUAAAUAGGUUGUUUUAAUUGAUUCAUUCCAAUACAUAUUUAUCGCUAUUUGUAUAUAUUCCUAUAUAUGUUUUCAUAAAGUUAUUCCAUGGUAAAUUCACUGAAGAAAAUGUUUCCACUAUUGAUACAACAGCAUAUAUAAUCAGAAAUGUGGUGUUGUGUUUUCAUUGUUGUCUUUGUAAAAUACAUUUAUUCACAUUACUCAAUAUAGUAACAACAUAUAUUUUUCAUCAUAGUUAAUGUUUCCACUAAUUCAGGCACCCCAACAAUAAAUACAAUAUCACAUGUUGAAAAACAAA